AUGAAAUAAUCAUAAUUCUAACACUAAACUCAUAAACAAACCUAGAACCAAAUGGGAUACUCACCUGCUACCUAAAGGAGUAAGAUUAUCCAAUUAUAUCCCUAGCGUUGCCGACUUCUAAUCAGUUCAAUGAGGAAAUUUAACAUAGGAUAAAACUCAAAUAUCAAGAAUUAGGAUUGAAGUAGCCGUUGUAUCCACAAUAAACCUAAGUUUUAUCAUCAGAGAAAGGGAUCUACAAUUUCAGAAAAGUGUUUGAUCCAGUAAGAGAUGGUCGGCCUGAAUUCUAAUUGGAUCCAAGUAACAAUAUCAUUCUUAUUCUGAGAGUACUUGGAUCAACUCUAAGAUUACAAGAAAAAGUACUUAGCUCCAAGUAGAAAUUACGAUUUGUAAUACAGAAAUCCUGCUUUGAAGAUUAAGAAUCAUGACUUCUAUUUUUAAGAUUUCUACUUGAAUCUAUAUGAGUAGGAUAAGGAGGAGAUCUAUUUCAAUAAAUAUGGAAAGACUUUCGUUUAUCAAGAAUGA
Molecule: messenger RNA, 522 nt
Organism: Paramecium octaurelia
Lineage: Eukaryota; Ciliophora; Oligohymenophorea; Peniculida; Parameciidae
Source: the annotation of a GenBank genome assembly